AUGGUGUCGGCGCUCAGCAAGACGCCAAACCACCUCAGCGCCAUCUUCGAUGUAGGCGUCUCGACGGACGACAUGAAUUUGGAAAAAGUUAUACAGCAGGCUGCUGAGCUUGCCGCUUGGUCUGUUGCGGCAGGAAUACCUACCAUUUCAAUCUACGAUGCGCGCGGGCAUCUGAAAAGUCACGCGAAUAGACUCCAGGUUUUUGCCAGUCUACGAUGCAAGAGUCUUGUCCCAGAGCAACCGCAUCAGAUAGCAGUCUACCUGAAUGGGAGACGGUUGCUGGAAGAUGAUGACACUAACCCUGACGGCGAGCAACCCGGCCAUUCUCUGUACCUAAUAUCCGAGAAUGACGGACAAAGAGCGUUACGAAGUAUUACAGAGGCUCUGACUGAGAGGGUCAAGCACGGAGACAUGACUAUUGACGACAUCUCGGUCGACCUCGUCGCCGAGCAGCUGCAUUUGUUAGUCAUGCCCGCGCCCGACCUCAUCGUCGUGUUUGGCUCAGAGCUGAACCUCUCUGGCUACCCACUGUGGCAUCUUCAACAGGCAGAGUUGGAAACGCUCUAUAAUGAAGACGAGUUUGGGUUCUUGGCGUUUGCGCAUGCGCUGCAAAGCUAUGCAGGGGCCGAAAUGCGGUACGGCAAAUAA
This is a messenger RNA of Beauveria bassiana ARSEF 2860, 648 nucleotides long. Its product is annotated as Di-trans-poly-cis-decaprenylcistransferase-like protein. The transcript is spliced from 2 exons. The record is from RefSeq and is a predicted model, not a curated record. Lineage: Eukaryota; Fungi; Ascomycota; Sordariomycetes; Hypocreales; Cordycipitaceae. Bases 1 to 648 code for a protein of 215 amino acids. Gene Ontology annotation, molecular function: ditrans,polycis-polyprenyl diphosphate synthase [(2E,6E)-farnesyl diphosphate specific] activity. Gene Ontology annotation, cellular component: dehydrodolichyl diphosphate synthase complex; endoplasmic reticulum membrane.